UCUUUAUAUAGUCAAUUGCAGUUGGCGAUUUUUCGCAGUCAUCGCAGAAUCAAGAGCGAGUUGUUCUGUGCUAGAAAAAAUGGCGAUUCCUAGACCUCCUGAUAUGGACACGUCCUAUAAGGACUUUAUGAUAACAAGGCGCGGGAGCGUUGACAUCAACAAGGACAUGGUGCUCAGUCCGGACGCUGACUUGGACACUGUCAUGGACUAUGCCGACGAACUGGACGUCAGUCUGAGCGGUCUUAACACGGUGGAGGAAAUGAGAACCCGAAUCUGUAUGCACCUGGAUUUCAUGGAGUCGAAGGGGAACCCAAUUGAGAAGGUUCUAAAGUUACUCUCCGAUAAACAAGCAGACGACUACCAGAGAAGGAAAAAACUACGGGAACUCCUCGGUAAAUUCAAGGAUACCAACGCAAAUUUCCACAAAUUGUCUACUUCCGGCAGGGAACGCAUCAAAGGGCAGACAACUCUGGAAUCUCUUCUACAGACCGAGGGCAUUACAAAGGACCUUGUUACAGAUCUUACUAUCAAAACCAAAUACAUCUCUAGCGGACAUUGCGUUGUAGUUGUAGCAGGUGAAACAAAUGCUGGUAAAUCUACGUUUCUGAAUCUGGUUCUGGGCGAGAAGGACCUCCUGACAGUCAAAGCUGUUUGCUGUACAUCCGUCAUCACGCGUAUAUCGUAUGGAACAAAGGUCUCUGUGUGCGUCCUUUACGAAAGCGGGAACAAAGAAGAUGUCCCUCUCACACCCGGCAUAGAAGUGAACAAACAAGUAGAAAAAUUAUUGUAUGAACACGACCUAACACUAAGGGAGACUACUGAGCGAACUGGGGACAGAAUCGUCGAAGUCCAUCUCAAAAUCCCAAGCAAGAUUCUAAAGUGUGGACUUGUUUUGGUGGAUUCACCAGGAAUAGGAGAAAACCCAGUCAUGGACAGCGUCAUCAAACGCUUUGUUGCCAACAACGAGAUCCACGGAUUCCUGUAUCUAAUCAAGUCAAACAGUGGGUCGCGAGUGGACGAAGAUAGGCUCGGUGAUUUGCUGAAAAUGAUUAUUACCACCAAAAAGGAAAAGAAAGAUGGCAGUGGCCUGGGGUUCGAUCCAAGACUGGCCCUGUUUAUAUGUAACCACUGGGACGAUUUGAAAAGCGAGAGAGAGGAAGUAUUUCAUCACAUUGUGACAAAACUCGAAAAGUUCUGGCCUGGUCUUAAAACAGAUCAAGUGAUCAAGUUUUCAGCCCUCGAGGCGAGGCGAGAGUUGAACCAGAACGAGAACUACAUCACUCCAGAUUACAAGGCAUUAUGGGAAGGGAUUCAUGAACUUUUUGAAUCUGCACUCGAUAAAAGGGUUACAUCUACUUACAAAUGGUUGGAAACCAUAUUAAAAAGAAUGACUCAUCACUUGAAGACUUUUGUACAUCGCUUGGACGGUUCAGAGGAAAGUCUUCAGGAAAAAUUGUCUCAUAUAGAAUUAAAGUUACAAAGGUUGAAUUCUCAGGCGGAAAAUGUUUUCAAAGCUCUCUCCGGUAAAAUUGACAAAGCAAGUGAAGAAAUCUUCCAGUCGUUCAAACAGCAUUUAAUGACACAUCCAUCUAGAACAGGAAUUAUAAUUUGGGCACUGAAUGAAACUCCCGAUCCACAGAAAUUCUCCAGCUGGGACGACUUAAAGAUGGAAAUUUACGAGAUGACAUCGAAAAGAAUAUCCAAAGAGCUGGUAAGAUGGGAGGAGAGGCAAGGCCAUAUUCACGACAUCGAAAAAACUAUUCUCAGAGAGAUCAACAAUGAACUGAAGUUGUUGAACGACGAAUUGACUGAUGUGGAUGACGAGCUUAACUCAGAUUGUCGAUCCAUAACCAGCAACGACUCUGGUUAUCAAUUCGGAACCUUGCGAAAACGGAACUCCGUUUUUGGUCUCAGUAAUUUACCAAGCAUGAUGAUGGACACAGAAGACACGGAAAACCAACUGUCAGUUCCUUUCAUUGCCCAAAUUCUUUCCCCUCUUGGUAACGCCCUACAAAGUUUGGUUCCCGGCAAAAAUCGCAUGGGGGAGUACGUAAACAAUCGGACCAAAGUAACUCGUGAAAAGUCAGACCGGUAUUACAGUUACCUUCUCAAUACGCCGAAAGGGAACACUUUCCUGCGAAAGUUUGUUGACAAUUUGUUGGAGCAAAGCAGAGAAAAGCUUUCAGAUAUUCAACAGAAGAUACCUGCAAUCAUCAAGGCCAACAGAGAAGUCAUGGAACAUAUUCUACGAUGCAGAAAUGAUACGAGUGUAUCCAUAGAACUAUAUGAAGAGAUGAUGCAUGGACUAGAGGAUCUAAAACAGCAGUUGACUGAGUACGGAGAAGGAGAAAUCUUUGUAGAUGACUUCCGGCAUGCCGAUAUUCGGAUUUCAAACUCCAUAAACCAUUCUAGUAAACAUACCAUCCGAAUUUCCAACUUCAUCGAGAAUAGUUGGAAUGAGAGCAAUGGGGCGAUGACGGGCGAAACAAGAGCCCUGUGGACCAUACUCCAGAAUGGAACCGUCAAAAAAGAAGAAGAGAGGGAGGUUACACCAGUGUUCAUCAGAAUUUACAUGACGUCAUCAGGGGUUAACAAUAUCACUUCGGAGGUUUCAAAACUCAGGUUUUUGAAACACCAACAUGUCGCUGAGUUUCUUGGUCUCCAUCGAGCUCACGUUGGUUUUCCGGCUCUCAUCUACAAGAACAAAAUGCGGACACUCCGACAAUACUUAAAGAGUAAAACCAGGGACGGAAAAGAGAGGAUCCGGAUAUUUCAGGAGACAGUGAAAGGGCUGGAGUACCUCCAUCGUCGGAGAUUAGUCCACAUGGAGCUGAACACGCACACAAUUACGUUGGACCAAUCUACAGAAAAGGUCACCCUAACUGGAGCGUGUCUGCCAAGGAAAGCAAAUCUCCCAAUGGACAGGGAGUCUGUCGAAGUCUCUCACUUUGUCUUUAUUUCACCGGAAGUGUUGAACGACGAAGCCUACCUUUCGUGUGAUGAUGCGUACGCAGCAGGACUUUUGGCCCUGGAAUUGAUUUUCAAAAUAAAACCUUACAAGGAGUACCGCACCUGGUCGCUCGACCAGUUUGCAAGAGAAGUUAAUCCGCCGGAAAUGUUGAAACUGCACGAGACUCUUCAAGGCCAGCCGAGAGAAGUGUAUGACGUCAUGACCAAGUGCUUCGGAAAAGCAGACGACCGACCGCAUAUGGAGGAAUUCAUGAGAGUGAAAUUUCCGAUCAUUGACAGAAUGCGAACAGUGGAAGAAGAAAAUCCAACUUCUGCUCAAAGAUUUGAUGGAUUCGGUGCUCCUUCUCGUGUAUAAAUUACUGUCUAGCUCUUAUCAUAUGAACAGUCGCAAAUCAGUUAAAUACGUGAGUCAUGGUAUGCUGAUUGUGUGUUUUGAAUGCAUGUAUAUUGGUCUGUCUGGUUAAGAGUUUCGUAUGAACUUCAGGAAAAACCUGGGCAUUGUAACUAUACCUUACUUUAUGUUAGUACAUACUUGUAUGUUGUACAAGCUCGUACGUCAAGUCCCACAAUUACUUAAUUGAAAAAAAAGUUAUUUAAUUAGCAUAUCAGCAAGCCUAUCUUAGAACCUUCUGCAUCAGAAUAUGGAUUUAAUAUAAAAGUAUUUGUAUGUACGUUAGUAAUACGAUGUGACUGUAUUUAAGUUUAUUUAUCUGUGAUAUAAAAGAAUGUGUCUUGUUUUAUGUACAGAGGACCGUUUGUAGAACUGUUCCUUAAACUGUUACAAUAACUGUUGUGUUCAUAAUAAACGGUUUCCAAAUAACAUCA
Magallana angulata is the source of this 3795-nucleotide messenger RNA. RefSeq lists its product as uncharacterized. Bases 80 to 3325 code for a protein of 1081 amino acids. Gene Ontology annotation, biological process: protein phosphorylation. The transcript is spliced from 8 exons. Gene Ontology annotation, molecular function: ATP binding; protein kinase activity. NCBI's taxonomy places the organism in Eukaryota, Metazoa, Mollusca, Bivalvia, Ostreida, Ostreidae. The record is from RefSeq and is a predicted model, not a curated record.